Aspergillus neoniger CBS 115656 is the source of this 1294-nucleotide messenger RNA. RefSeq names its product sialidase family protein. Bases 18 to 1238 code for a protein of 406 amino acids. NCBI's taxonomy places the organism in Eukaryota, Fungi, Ascomycota, Eurotiomycetes, Eurotiales, Aspergillaceae. The transcript has a single exon. The record is from RefSeq and is a predicted model, not a curated record.
GUCGGUUUUUGUUGACGAUGGCUACCAUAUUCCCUUCGGACGGUUCAAUCCGUUCAGUGGACAAACCUUACUUCUACCGCGAGGCAUACCUGCCUGCGCCCACCGUACAGAGCCAUGCAUCUAAUCUACUCCGAAUGCCAAACGGCGACCUGCUAUGUGCCUGGUUUGGCGGGAGUCUAGAAGGAAAACCCGACAUCAGCAUCUAUCUUUCUCGGCUGAGAUGCGGGGAGAGUGAGUGGACGGAAGCGUCGAAGAUGACCCACGACCACUCCCGGAGCGAGCAGAAUCCCGUUCUCUUCCAUGCACCUACCGGAGAGCUGUGGCUUCUUUACACCUCCCAACAUGCUGGAGACCAGGACACAGCCAUUGUCAAGUAUCGGGUGUCUCCCGAUAGCGGCACCACAUGGGGCGAUGAGAAGGUCUUGUUUCACGAUACCGGCACCUUCAUCCGACAGCCAGUGGUUGUCCUUGAUGAUGGAGCUUGGGUAGUUCCAGUUUUCAAGUGUCGUGUGCAGCCGGGAGAGCGCUGGCUGGGAAAUGAUGACAUUUCCUGCAUCCGCGUGUCGAGGGAUCAGGGCCGUUCCUGGACCGAAUCGGAGAUUCCCGAAAGCACGGGGUGUGUACAUAUGGAGAUCCAGAGACUGAAGGACGGAACGUAUCUGGGCAUGUUCCGCAGUCGCUGGGCCGACAACGUCUACCUGGCGACAUCGCCAGAUGGAUUAGUUUGGAGUACCCCACAGCCGACCUCCCUCCCAAACCCGAAUGCGGGCAUUUGUUUUGAUGUGCUGCCUUCCGGUAGGGUAGUGUUAGUUUACAACCAUUCUUCUAAACGUGAUGCUCUAGGAAGAAGACAGGGCCUGUAUGACGAUAUUGCUGAUGGGGUGGACGAAAGACAAAAUCAGGCAGCAGCGAAGGACGGCAGGGAGUCGUUUUGGGGGUCACCAAGAGCUCCCUUGUGCGUUGCUUGGAGCGAUGAUAAGGGAAACACAUGGAAGCAUCGCAUACUAGAGGAAGGGGAUGGGUAUUGUUUGACGAACAACAGCGAGAGAAAGCUCAAUCGAGAGCUGUCGUAUCCCAGCAUGAUCUGUGCUGAUGGGACGAUCCACAUUGCGUAUACAUUUUGGCGACAGCGGAUCAAGUACGUGCAGCUCAAGGAAGACUUUUUUGAGGGAGGGUUGGCUGCAUGGUUAUCAGCAUCUAUGAGACGGAUGUUGACAAGACUGGGAUACAUAGAGUAGAUGACACAGCCUCGGGGGGCGUAUCCUUGCCUGGAACUCUCUAAUAACAGAUUUGC